Molecule: messenger RNA, 336 nt
Organism: Vairimorpha ceranae
Lineage: Eukaryota; Fungi; Microsporidia; Nosematidae
Exons: 1
Coding region: 1-336 (111 amino acids)
Source: RefSeq, a predicted model, not a curated record
AUGAAUGCAACACAAGUUAUAAAAAAUGAACUUGCUCUACUAUCAAAAUUAUAUUACAAAUCAAAAAACCAAUUUAAGUCAUCAGAGUUGCUUAAUAGAAUUAAUGAAGUAAGAAAACUUGGAAAUAAAUUUCAGAUAGCUAAUAGCGAAUACAUCAAACUAAGAUUACAGAAUGCCUGUAUAAAUCUAUACAUUGCGGCAUCUUCUUAUUUUAAAAUGGGACAUUUUGUUAAAUUUAGUUUGCUGUUAUUUGGAAUUUCAAGUAGAAUAUACUCAUUUUUAGAAUUUAAUUUUGUAUACAAAGAUGAAAUUGAUGACAUAUUUGGAGAUCUAUAA